This is a messenger RNA of Aspergillus steynii IBT 23096, 620 nucleotides long. RefSeq lists its product as uncharacterized. Lineage: Eukaryota; Fungi; Ascomycota; Eurotiomycetes; Eurotiales; Aspergillaceae. The transcript has a single exon. Bases 162 to 560 code for a protein of 132 amino acids. The record is from RefSeq and is a predicted model, not a curated record.
CUGUCUUCAUUCACUCCUUCCUCCUGUCACUCUGAUUCUACUUCAUCGCCUUGCUUUACCUCACUCCAAUCAACCUCUUUUACAACACUCCUACAUCCUUUCAGAAGACUCCUGACUCACCUUGGAACUUCCGGCCCACUUCUAGGAUAGCAAGACGGACGAUGCCCAAAGCUAGGGCCAAUUAUAUCCCGAUUGGGGCCGAGGAAUGGCGGGAGGAUAUAACCAGAGAGGACGAGUCUUACAAAAGAUCGCGACGGGAGGACGACAAGCGCCACAGCGGUGUCAGAUGCACGGCUGAAAUGCAAGUUGGCCAAAAUGAUUGGUCAGAGAAAGAACCCAGUACAUGGUCCUACAGCUGUGAUCCGGCUGCUACCACGACUAAAAAUGACCCACCUUCACGAUACAUCCGUUUAUUUCAUAAGUGGAUCGCCCGCGUUAUGUCAAAUCAGUCCAUUUCAGCGGCGGAAAGGGGCUUUUAUUGGAGCUACGCUUUGGGCCAGAACGGAGAUACACGGAAGACUCGAGUGCCCUACGGCGGGGCUGUGGAUGUGCUAAACUAAGGCGAGUUACACCUUGCUGUCGUCCGCCUUGCAAAUGCUCUGUGAGGUGGUGAGAUCUCC